AUGCACAUUCCGGGUCCAUUGAGGUUGCUUCGCUUGUCGAUGGGCAUCGCGAUGGCGGUGUCCGCGACGGGUGGAGCAUCUCUGCAUCUGCCUCGACGCAUUGCUCCCGACGCGUUGGUCGACAGGAGUCCGUCAAACAGCCACUGCUCCCGACAGUGCAUGACGAACCUCGUCACCGAGAUCCUGGAUUCCAUGGUGGCGCACAACCCGUACACCCUGCCGUUGGCAACGGUCUACAAGGCGACCGAAAACUCGCACCCGGCAGCGCUCGCCAUGAUGACGUCGUGGCGCACCAUCACCGAGGCAGGCGCGCCCAGGCUGCUGGCAAUCGACACCAAGAACGGCACGGCGUACUUCGCCCUGGACGUUAGCGAAGGCAACGACGCGAAGGAAACGAUCCUGCGGGGCCGAGUCAAGGUCGUCGACCGGCUGAUCACCGAGCUGGAGCUGUUCAUCAACCGCAACCGCGGCGACCACGGCUUCUCCUUCUCGGCCACGGAGCUUGCGACGAACUACGCGAAGUUGAUGUCGCCGCCGGCGAAUCGGAAGAAGGCGAGCCGGGACGCGUUGUAUGCCCUGAGCGAGGCCCUCUUCUCCUCGACCAGCAACUUGUCGGUCCCCAUCGGCGACGACUGCCAGUUCACCGAACUGGGCUGGAGAGUCAUCGACGCCGGGACGAACGGGAACGGUUCGACCACCCCGCUCGGUUGCAGCUGGCCCGCCGAUCACCCCACCGACGCGAACGCACGAGUGGCCCUGGUCGUCGACGAGGAGUUGGGCUUCGUUGUGACCAGCGGCAUUGUGCCGGGUACGGUCUACCCCUACUCGAACGUCUCCGCCUUCAUCCCGAACGCCAUGACUGCGGCGCAGGAAGCGCAGGUGGUGUGGAUGGAGGAGAUGGAAGCCAUGGGUGUUAUGCCGCUGCUAUCUCCCUUCGGAGCCACCGGUGACACUCUCGAAGUGCUCCAGUUCUACAAUGGCGCGCUCCAGGCCAUGCAGAUCAAUGUCUACCUAAGCGGCCCGAAUAUGACAUCGCCCUGGGUGUAA
Messenger RNA from Aspergillus thermomutatus, 1047 nucleotides. RefSeq lists its product as uncharacterized. The record is from RefSeq and is a predicted model, not a curated record. NCBI's taxonomy places the organism in Eukaryota, Fungi, Ascomycota, Eurotiomycetes, Eurotiales, Aspergillaceae. The transcript has a single exon. Bases 1 to 1047 code for a protein of 348 amino acids.